CUGGGCGACAAAAGGAAGCAAAGGGCAACAAACUGCCAAGGGUUGAGCUCGCACAAAUUCGAUUAGCCUGUUGGUCGCAGCAGCGCAGGGUCAAUGCGAGUGAGAAAGAGAAAAUUGAUAAUAGUUAUCAGCGUAGGGAUUUGUUUAAAACAACGCUGGCCCGUCCGAACAACCUGCAGUUGUGUCUCACAGGACGGGGAAUUCGGUCAACAAUCAUCAUUUCGGUAGUUCGCUUCGUACCCAGUGAUACGACGUGUCCCCUUUCUUGUGUUCCAACCUUCUACAGUAUCCCGUGCGUGUUUGUGCAAGACGUGUCUCUGCUUCAGCCAUAAGCAAAAUGGCUAACAAAUCCUUGAUUUUAACUCUUCUGAGCGUAAUCCUAUUGUUUGGAGAUGGCGAGGUUAAUGGACUGCGUAGAUUCUGGCGGGGAAAAAUGUUCCAAUUGGAUGGCCCGAGUCGUACGAGGGAUUUCGUGACGUAUACUGCAACCCAGGCGGUUCCCGAUCUGUGGUUCGAGCAACAACUAGAUCAUAAUGAUCCUACGAACGACGCAACAUGGAAGCAGCGAUACUAUGUCAACGACGAGUUCUUCAACGCUUCAGAUUCCAACGCACCUGUAUUUAUCAUGAUUGGCGGCGAGGGUGAGGCCACGGCUCGCUGGAUGCAUGAAGGAGCAUGGAUCCAUUACGCAAAAGAGCACGGCGCUUUAUGCUUCCAGCUCGAGCAUCGAUACUACGGCAAAAGUCAUCCGACGGAAGAUCUUUCUACGGGCAACCUCGCAUAUCUUACCUCGGAACAGGCGCUCGCUGAUCUAGCAUAUUUCAUCGUGGCUAUGAAUGAAAAGUAUCAACUCAGGCCAAAUCAAAACCGUUGGAUUGCUUUUGGCGGUUCUUAUCCAGGUUCGCUCGCCGCGUGGUUAAGAGAAAAGUAUCCUUCGCUGGUGCAUGGAGCUAUCAGUUCUAGUGGACCGUUGUUGGCUAAGAUUGAUUUUGACGAGUAUUACGACACCGUCACCCGUUCGCUCGCACGCUACUCAGCAGAUUGUGUUGAUGCGGUACGCAGUGCCUUUCAACAGGUGGAAACGCUCCUGAAACACAUGAUCGGUCAGCGAACGCUGAACGACAAAUUCAAGCUGUGCGAUCCGGUAGAGAAAUCGAUCGCAAAUCCGCUGGACAUUGCUAGCUUGUUCGAAGAAUUGGCGAGUAACUUUGCCGGUGUGGUGCAGUACAACAAGGACAACAGUCCGCAUAGUUCGGUGACGAUCGAUGAGGUGUGCGACGUCAUGGUGAACCAGAGCAUAGGAGCACCGGUCAGCCGGCUAGCGGAGGUCAAUUGGAUGCUGUUAAAGUUGUCUAAUAUGACGUGCCUGGACUAUGUGUACGACAAAUCUAUACAGGAGUUAAGGAAUACUUCAUGGGCAUCUAGUGGAGCCACCGGAGCACGACAAUGGACCUACCAAACGUGCAACGAGUUCGGCUUCUAUCAGACGUCCAACAAUGCAAGCUUAGUGUUUGGCGAUCGCUUUCCGGUAGAAUUUUUUGUUCGCCAAUGCGCCGAUGUGUAUGGUGCUCGGUUCGGGUCGCAAUCACUUACACGGGGCGUCUACCGAACAAACACCAUUUACGGCGGGCUUGAUCCAGCUACCACUAAUGUUCUGUACGUGCAUGGUAAUAUCGACCCUUGGCAUCGACUGGGACUGACGGAAAGCAACGACAUCCACAUGCCUACGAUCCUGAUCGAUGGCACCGCUCACUGUGCGAACAUGUACGAACCGAAGGAUAGCGAUCCUCCGGAACUGAAACAAGCGCGCUUGGAAAUCGAUACCUACAUUACGAAUCUGCUGGCAAUUUGAAGUAGAGCGUAUAAUGUACAACAGUUAAAAAGCUUGUAUAGCAAAGCGCAAAUCCUACGCAGCACGAUUCAUGAUCAAAAUACAUAUAAAAUAUAAUAGAAAAUAAACUUUUACACGAUAA
Molecule: messenger RNA, 1973 nt
Organism: Anopheles funestus (African malaria mosquito)
Lineage: Eukaryota; Metazoa; Arthropoda; Insecta; Diptera; Culicidae
Product: putative serine protease F56F10.1
Exons: 2
Coding region: 338-1852 (504 amino acids)
Biological process (GO): proteolysis
Molecular function (GO): dipeptidyl-peptidase activity; serine-type exopeptidase activity
Source: RefSeq, a predicted model, not a curated record